Molecule: messenger RNA, 240 nt
Organism: Brugia pahangi
Lineage: Eukaryota; Metazoa; Nematoda; Chromadorea; Rhabditida; Onchocercidae
Source: the annotation of a GenBank genome assembly
AUGAAUAAACACAUUUCAUUUCCUGCAUCAGCACAUAUACAUUAUGCAGUUAUUAAAUUCCGAUAUUCCGAAUUUUAUUCCUCGUUAGCACUCGUUUGGGAAUCGGAAAAAGCUGAGCCUCAUGAAAAUCACGAAAGAGAAAUGAAAGAAGAGGGGAUUCGUGCAGUUGACAUGUCAUUUACUUCAUUAUCAAAUACUUGGGUAAGAAUUCGCUCACGCGGGAGCCCUGGGCUUGGUUGA